AACUUGGGAGAUCGGGCAUGUCUUAGCUGUACAUCCCUGAGGCUGGCAAACAAAAUGACUGUACACUUUAAACAUUGCACUACUGUUGCUCCUGUUUACACAUACUCCAAAAGAGAUGGCUACUGUUGUUGGACUAAAGGAUCUGAACAAAUAUACUUUACACUUACGAGCUCUUCAGGCUCCUGGAAGCCAGCAGCAACCUUGGGUGUUUCACGUCCCCAGUAUCUUUCAGUUAGAUGGUGGCAUUCUUCACAUCCCCUUCAAGAUGACUCCAUAGUUGAAAAGUCAUUGAAGUCCUUAAAGGACAAAAACAAGAAGUUGGAAGAAGGAGGUCCGGUAUAUAGUCCAACAGAGGUGGAAGUUGUGAAAAAAACUAUGGGACAGAGGGUUGUGGAUGAACUGAAACACUAUUACCAUGGUUUUCGAUUACUGUGGAUUGACACAAAAAUAGCUGCAAGGAUGCUCUGGCGAGUACUUCAUGGAAACACUUUGUCUCGUCGAGAACGGAGACAGUUUCUUCGAAUAUGUGCCGAUCUCUUCCGCUUGGUCCCUUUCCUAGUUUUUCUUGUUGUCCCAUUUAUGGAAUUUUUGCUUCCAGUAGCUCUUAAGUUGUUCCCUAAUAUGCUUCCCUCUACAUUUGAGACAAAGUCUAAAAAGGAGGAAAGAUUGAAGAAAGAAUUGAGAGUAAAGCUUGAAUUGGCUAAGUUCCUUCAAGACACAAUUGAGGAGAUGGCCUUAAAAAAUAAAGCAGCCAAAGGAAAUGUUACAAAAGAUUUUUCAACAUUCUUUCAAAAGAUCAGAGAAACUGGCGAAAGACCCAGUAAUGAGGAGAUCUUAAGGUUCUCUAAACUGUUUGAAGAUGAGUUGACUCUGGACAAUCUAACCAGGCCUCAGUUGGUAGCACUUUGUAAAUUGUUGGAGCUUCAGUCAAUUGGCACAAAUAACUUUCUCCGCUUCCAGCUGACUAUGAGGUUGAGAAGCAUAAAGGCAGAUGACAAACUGAUUGCUGAAGAAGGAGUUGAUAGCCUGACGGUUAAAGAACUGCAGGCAGCUUGUCGUGCCCGAGGUAUGAGAGCUCUUGGUGUGACAGAGGAACGUCUUAAGGAACAGCUUAAACAGUGGUUGGAUCUGCAUCUCAACCAGGAAAUCCCUACGUCAUUGCUUAUUUUAUCCAGAGCCAUGUAUCUUCCAGAUACCCUUUCUCCAGCUGAUCAGCUCAAAACAACACUUCAGACACUACCAGAGAGUGUUGCCAAAGAGGCUCAAGUCAAAGUGGCAGAAGUUGAAGGUGAAAAAAUAGAUAACAAAGCUCGGCUGGAAGCAACACUUCAGGAAGAGGAAGCCAUCAGGAAAGAAAAUGAAGAAAAAGAGAUGGAAAGAAUAUCUGAAGCUGCAGAGAAAGCCAAAGAAACCCUUCAAGUUGCAGCCAUGAAAGAAGUGGAAUCAGCAGUAGAUCUUGAAGCAGCUCCUCUGCAAGUUAAAAAAAGUCAGGUGGCUAUGGAUACUGAAGAGGAAGUGGCAAGGGCAGAUACGGCGAUGCACUCGGAGAUGCUGAAAGAUACAGCACCAGUACUGGAAGGCAUUAAG
This is a messenger RNA of Eurypyga helias (sunbittern), 1587 nucleotides long. It is a transcript of the gene LETM1, whose product is annotated as leucine zipper-EF-hand containing transmembrane protein 1. The transcript is spliced from 9 exons. The record is from RefSeq and is a predicted model, not a curated record. Gene Ontology annotation, cellular component: mitochondrial inner membrane. Gene Ontology annotation, biological process: intracellular monoatomic cation homeostasis. Gene Ontology annotation, molecular function: ribosome binding. Lineage: Eukaryota; Metazoa; Chordata; Aves; Eurypygiformes; Eurypygidae. The annotation marks the transcript as partial.